Molecule: messenger RNA, 3512 nt
Organism: Tarenaya hassleriana
Lineage: Eukaryota; Viridiplantae; Streptophyta; Magnoliopsida; Brassicales; Cleomaceae
Product: presequence protease 1, chloroplastic/mitochondrial-like
Exons: 20
Coding region: 99-3332 (1077 amino acids)
Biological process (GO): protein processing
Cellular component (GO): chloroplast; mitochondrion
Molecular function (GO): metal ion binding
Source: RefSeq, a predicted model, not a curated record
GUACAAACCCCUCUCGGAUAAAGCCCCUUCCAUCUCUCUGGACAAUUCCUUCGUCUACGACAGAACCAGCCUUCGCCGGAGAACAUUUUCCGGCAACCAUGCUCCGAACUCUCUCUUCUCCCCCUUAUCUCGGUUUGACUUCUCCGUUCUUCCGCUUCUCUCGCCGCCACCGCCACUUCCCUCGCUCUUACUCGGCCGCCGCCGGCGCCUCCGGCUGUAACCUUCGGUGGUUUCAAUCUCCCGUCGCCGGUGGAAGACGGCUGUUUCUCCGUCGCGUACUGAGGUUAUCUCCCGCUGCGGCUCGCGGUCUCGGCGGACAGUUCUACGGCUUCUCCGUCCGUGCCGUCGCUACGCAGCCUGCACCAUCAUAUCCUGAUGUAGGCCAAGAUGAGGCUGAGAGGCUUGGAUUUGAGAAAGUGUCGGAGGAAUUCAUCUCCGAGUGUAAAUCAAAUGUUGUUCUCUUCAAACACAAGAAAACUGGUUGUGAGGUUAUGUCAGUGUCAAAUGAUGAUGAGAACAAGGUUUUCGGCAUUGUUUUCAGGACUCCUCCGAAGGAUUCCACUGGUAUUCCUCACAUACUGGAACACAGCGUACUGUGUGGAUCAAGAAAGUACCCCCUGAAAGAGCCAUUUGUUGAAUUAUUGAAAGGGAGUUUGCAUACUUUCUUGAAUGCAUUUACAUAUCCAGAUAGGACUUGCUACCCUGUCGCUUCCACAAAUACAAAGGAUUUCUACAAUCUUGUCGAUGUGUACCUGGAUGCUGUCUUCUUCCCCAAGUGUGUGAAUGACAUUCACAUUUUUCAGCAGGAGGGUUGGCAUUACGAGCUUAACGAUCCCUCCGAAGACAUAUCUUACAAAGGUGUUGUUUUUAAUGAGAUGAAAGGUGUCUAUUCGCAGCCUGAUAACAUAUUAGGGCGGACUGCUCAGCAGGCACUAUACCCAGAAAAUGCAUAUGGUGUUGACAGUGGAGGUGAUCCAAAAGUUAUCCCUAAGCUGACAUUUGAAGAAUUCAAGGAUUUCCACCGCAAGUAUUAUCACCCGAGCAAUGCCAGAAUAUGGUUCUAUGGGGAUGAUGAUCCAGUUCACCGUCUCCGCAUCUUGAGCGAAUACUUGGAUAUGUUUGAUGCAAGCCCAGCUCCUAAUGACUCGAAAAUUGAACCACAAAGGCUAUAUUCUGAGCCUCACAGGAUAGUUGAGAAAUAUCCUGCUGGUGGAGAUGGUGACCUUAAAAAGAAGCACAUGGUGUCCCUUAACUGGCUGUUGUCUGAUAAGCCCUUGGAUUUGCAGACUCAACUUGCACUUGGGUUUUUGGAUCAUCUUAUGCUGGGGACUCCUGCUUCUCCACUAAGAAAAAUCUUGCUGGAAAGCGGUUUGGGAGAAGCCCUUGUUUCUAGUGGAAUGGAAGAUGAACUCUUGCAGCCACAGUUCAGUAUUGGUUUGAAAGGUGUUUCUGAAGACAAUGUCCAAAAGGUUGAAGAAUUAAUCGUGUAUACUCUUCAAAAGUUGGCAGAAGAAGGGUUUGACAGAGAUGCGGUGGAGGCAUCUAUGAAUACAAUUGAAUUUUCUCUAAGGGAAAACAAUACCGGAUCUUUUCCUCGUGGUUUAUCACUUAUGCUGCAGUCGAUUGCAAAAUGGAUAUAUGACAUGGAUCCAUUUGAGCCAUUAAAAUAUGAGCAACCAUUGAAGGACCUUAAGGCCAGAAUAGCCAAGGAAGGUUCUAAGGCUGUUUUCUCCCCGCUGAUUGAAGAGUUUAUCUUGAAUAACUCUCAUCGUGUUACCAUAGAAAUGCAGCCUGAUCCAGAAAAAGCUUCUCAAGACGAAGCAGAGGAGAAAAAUUUUCUAGAAAAAGUUAAAGCGAGUAUGGCCCAAGAGGAUCUAGCAGAGCUAGCUCGUGCCACAGAGGAGCUGAGAUUGAAACAAGAGACUCCUGAUCCUCCUGAAGCACUGAAAUGUGUCCCAAGUUUGUCUUUGAGUGACAUUCCAAAAGAACCUAUUCAUGUUCCUACAGAGGUUGGAGAGAUUGAUGGAGUGAAGGUUUUGCGGCAUGACCUUUUUACAAAUGAUAUUCUCUACACCGAAGUAGUCUUCGAUAUGGGUUCUCUGAAACAGGAGCUUCUUCCUCUUGUACCACUCUUCUGUCAAUCAUUACUGGAGAUGGGCACAAAAGAUUUGACUUUUGUGCAACUUAAUCAGUUGAUUGGAAGGAAAACUGGAGGAAUAUCAGUUUAUCCCCUUGCAUCAUCAGUGAGAGGCAAGGAUGAUCCUUGCAGCAAAAUUAUCGUGCGUGGAAAAUCCAUGGCUGGUCGCGCGGAAGACCUUUUUAACCUGAUCAACUGGGUGUUGCAAGAAGUUCAAUUUACUGAUCAGCCUCGGUUUAAACAAUUUGUGUCUCAAAGCAAAGCGCAGAUGGAGAAUCGAUUGAGGGGAAGUGGUCAUGGAAUUGCUGCUACAAGGAUGGAAGCAAUGCUAAACGUUUCUGGAUGGAUGUCUGAGCAAAUGGGUGGUCUCAGUUACCUUGAAUAUCUGCAAACCCUGGAACAGAAAGUGGAACAAGAUUGGGAAGGAAUUUCUUCCUCACUCGAGGAGAUCAGGAAAUCCCUCCUUUCUAGGAAUGGUUGCAUAGUUAACAUGACCGCUGAUGGGAAGAGCCUCACAAACUCUGAAAAAUUCGUCAGGAAAUUUCUAGAUUUGCUUCCUGAAAACCCGUCUGGUGGACAUGUCUCAUGGAAUGCCCGACUUCCUUUCAGAAAUGAAGCUAUUGUGAUACCGACCCAGGUAAACUAUGUGGGAAAAGCAGGUAACAUAUAUGGAACUGGUUACAAACUUGAUGGGAGUGCUUAUGUUAUAUCGAAGCAUAUUGGUAAUACAUGGUUGUGGGAUCGUGUCCGUGUAAGUGGUGGUGCCUAUGGAGGUUUCUGUGAUUUAGAUACUCAUUCAGGAGUAUUUUCUUUCUUAUCGUAUCGGGAUCCCAACUUAUUAAAGACCCUCGACAUAUAUGAUGCAACCGGGGAUUUCUUACGUGGGCUUGAUGUGGAUGGAGAUACACUUACCAAAGCAAUUAUAGGAACAAUCGGAGAUGUUGAUUCAUACCAACUUCCCGAUGCCAAAGGUUAUAGCAGCUUGUUGAGACAUUUGCUGGGAGUAACGGAUGAAGAGAGGCAAAAGAGGCGUGAAGAGAUAUUAACAACAAGUUUAAAGGACUUCAAGGAAUUUGCAAAAGCCAUAGAUGCCAUCAAAGGUAAAGGUGUUGCAGUGGCUGUGGCAUCUCCAGAAGACGUCGAUGCCGCAAACAAGGAACGAUCGGGUUUCUUUCGGGUAAAUAAAGCUCUCUGAAAUCCCUACAAAUGAAAACUACACUUUCUUUGACAGUCCGAAAAUAUCAAAAUCAUUCAGUCUGCUAUAUAUAUUUUUUUUACUUCGGAUUUCACAGUAUAAAAACAAAGCUAUAUUUGCUAACAUUGAUGAGCUUUUUAACAGUAUUGAUAUUAAAGCUUAUUGUUCUUGCCUUCUUCA